AUGGGGGCAGAACGUGGCCUGCGGUUAGCAUGCCCAGACUGUAAAAUGAGGAUUCAAGGGUCAGUAUGUCUUCAAUUUAUUGACAUUGAGGUGAACAGUGUUGUACAAAAAGGCGACCCCUUGUGGUUAAACUGCACGUUUGAUCAAGAAUCUGACGACCUCUAUUCAGUCAAAUGGUACAAAAACAGUGUGGAAUUUUACCGCUAUCUACCGAAGGAACAGCCUCAGGCCCAGAGUUACGACCAGCCGGGCGUCUAUAUUGAUAUGGCCAAAUCCUCAGUGGGACACGUGUUUCUUUAUAAAACUGACCUGGAAUCCGAAGGUAUGUACAGAUGUGAAGUGUCUGCAGAAGCGCCCUCGUUCCAAACCGAGCGUGCAGAAAAAGAGCUCCAUAUUUAUGUGCUACCCAAAGAAAAGCCCACAGUAACUGGUACCCGUGACCAUUACAAUAUUGGAGAUUUUGUUAAUGUAACCUGUAUUGCCGAACCCUCUAAGCCCCCGGCUAGUCUUAAGUGGUACGUCAACGAUAAGAAG
This is a messenger RNA of Limulus polyphemus (Atlantic horseshoe crab), 534 nucleotides long. Its product is annotated as cell adhesion molecule 2-like. Lineage: Eukaryota; Metazoa; Arthropoda; Merostomata; Xiphosura; Limulidae. The annotation marks the transcript as partial. The transcript has 4 exons. The record is from RefSeq and is a predicted model, not a curated record.